Molecule: messenger RNA, 1040 nt
Organism: Trichobilharzia regenti
Lineage: Eukaryota; Metazoa; Platyhelminthes; Trematoda; Strigeidida; Schistosomatidae
Source: the annotation of a GenBank genome assembly
AGGCGAAAAAUUCAGGAGAUAAAUUGGCGUCGAAAACAGGAGCAAACGGCUGCUGGUAAACACCUCAAAGAAUUAGAAGAGACUUGGGUUAGCUUGGUUGGCAAGAAUUAUGAAAUUGAACAGGCAAUAUUGGAACUAGAGGAAGCAUUGGGUGUAUCGCCAGAGGAUAUGAAUAGUGAAGAUCAGUAAAAUUGUGUGUGAUUAUACAUAGCCAUAAAUAAAAGAUAUCUCAGUAUUCUAACUGAUCGUUUUGGUAACGCACAUGAUUUAUCAAAUCUUUUUAUUUAUUUAUUAUUUUAUUCGUUUACGUUCCCAGUGGAACAUAGGGCUUCAAGCCUUGAAGUUAUAGUAGCAAUGGUGUUUAUUUUUGCGGGAUGGCGUUGCUAACCUCAUGCCCAACCUUUACUCUUUGCCGAUUUUAUUACCGGCUUAGAGAGGUAAAGGAGUGCGCCGGCCGAGUAUCGAACCCCGGACCACAUGCAUGGUUGGCGCGCAUUCUACUGCUGAGCCACCAACGCACAUGGCAUAUCAAAACAUAUGGAAAAUCCCCUUAGUAACCUAUUAUAAGUACUUUUGUGUGGUAAAAAUCAGUCCUGUACCUUAUCUUCUAUUUAUUUAUUUCAGUAUUUUUGGGAAGUGUGUUUACUGAAGCAAUUUUACAUAAACAAGAAAACGAGCAGGGACGUUUUUAGCUUGGUGGUACAUACUACUGACUAGCGUGAAUAGUUGGAAACCACCUGCAUAAUGCACAAAUGCUUGCUAGUGAGAUCGAAGUUGUCUACACACUGUACAUUUGUUCCACUCGUUCGGCGCCUACCUUAUUACCGUCGUACCCACGUUGACUCAUCCCAAACAACCGAAUUGUGUCUAGCUAUUUGAGUUAAUUGGUUUGAUAGAAUCACAUUGAUCAUUUGCAAAUAACACAGUUUCAGGUGACAGUUCAGUACAAUUUCCUUUUCAUAUGAGUGUCAUGAGGCUACUCAUGUCAGUGAUGACAGUCUAGGGGAGAUGGCUAAACCCUGAUUCCAAACCUCCAACGA